This is a messenger RNA of Podarcis lilfordi (Lilford's wall lizard), 7271 nucleotides long. The record is from the annotation of a GenBank genome assembly. Lineage: Eukaryota; Metazoa; Chordata; Lepidosauria; Squamata; Lacertidae.
GUUGAGGAUCUGGAAGCUUCUGCGCCAUUUCAGUUGGUCUCGGGCGCCAUAACAAGCCGGUCGACCUGGCGGCGGCUGUUGACUGUGGAGCGAUUUUAACGCUGUUUGUUGUUCGGGGGAUGUCUGUGUGAUUUUUUAAUUUUUUAAAAAACGUGUCUGACGACAUAUUUGAGAGAAAACCGAGCGAGCUUUAUUACCAGCCUCUUUUUGUGGAGAUUUCCGAGCGUAUUUUUGUUCUUUCGGCACCUUCCCUUCGUUUCCUUCUUCCGGUUAUGGCGGUUACCAACGAAGGUGGGCUCUCCCCUCAGGCACCACCACAAAGCCAGGGCCCAUCCGCCUGGUACCAGUGAGUCUGAAGCGAUUUUUCCCCUCUUAUUUUCGCGCGGGGAGGGGAGAACUAAAGGCUGUGAGGCGAAGCGGGGGUAUUUGAAGGAGACUGGAGGCAGUGCGGCUGCUAACACGAGCUUUCUUAAGGCUUCCUUGCUCCUGCGAGAGAGAGCAGCGGGUCAGUAUUGGCCUCUUCCCGAGGGGGGAGGUACAGGCUGACACGGGUUGGCGUCGGAUUGACCCAUCAGCUGUGAAGACAAAGCGGAGGAGACUCGAGUUUGCAGUCCAGAGCUACUUGAAGGGCAGGAGGUGGGGGGAGAGGAAAAACCCGUAACAAAUAAACCUUUUAUUGGUGGAAGGAAGGCUAAGGCUGAUAUGGCUCACAACAACCCUGUUAGGUUAAAAAAAUCUUUAAAAUGAAGCUUCUGUAGGGGUACGAAGAGUAUCCUCGUCGGAUUGUGCUGCCAGCCCUCUUUGCUUCCAAACUCGUUUUUGUGGUGUGGCAUUUCUUUAACUUGUUUGGAAUUGUAGCCAAACAAAACCAAGGAAGUAAUUGUAGUUGUUCGGGGUCAUUCCUUCCUGCCCUUGGCGUUCCCCCCCAUUGUUGCUUCCCUUUCCCAUAAUCCGUUUUGAGACUGUAAGAUAGGAACCUCUCGUCUCUUUGUAUGCAAGCAAUGCAGUCGUGCCCAUGAUUCAGAAGUAAGCAAAGCCCUGUUUCCUUCAGUAAGGCUCACUUCCUACUAUGUAUUGUUCACGGGUGUGGCACUUCGCGAAAGGUAAUAAAGGGCUAGGGAAAAGGCUGCCCGCUUUUAAGUAGGAUGGGGGGGGAGUGCACGCGUUGGAUUAUAGCUAAUAACUAAUUUGUACGCUACCCUAGUAAAGUAGUAAUUUAUGCUGUCAAGCAUGUUUUUGAACAAACGUGUCUUUUGUGUAAACUACCAUGAGAGUUCACAAGGGCAGUCUAGUUUUUCCAUAUCCCCCUAAAUUAGAACAAUAAGCUGUCAGAAACAGUCAAAUCCCAUGUAUGUUUCCCAAAAAUAAAUGUCCAAAGCAGUCUUGAGAAUGUUCUUGAAUGCUUCCUUUGAAAUCAGCAGGGUUUAGUGGUGGUUGACAUUGGCAGGAUUGUGCUGUUUUUUAGGCACUUGCAUACUGAGCACCAUGAGUCCUUUUUUGAAAAGCCCAGUAAAAUCUGCUUUCUGUUAAGGAGGCUUUUGGAGAAAGUAAAAUUAUACAGUGUGUGAUUAACAAUAGAGAUGACGUUUUAUCUGGGAGUAAGCACUGUUGAAGAUGGGAGUAAAAAUGCUUAGGAAAAGACUAGUAACUUGAUCCUAACACUUUGAGUAUGUCGCUCAGUAUUAUGCCCAUAUUGCAGGGGAAGGACCUGAGAAAGUAUUAAUUUUUCUGUAGAACGAACUGAAGGAUAAUAUUGUAGUUCUUCUUAAAUUCUAAUAAAAUUUAUUUUAAAAAAGAACUGACUGAAUGGUUGCAACUCUUGUUCAUAGGAAUCCACAGCAGAACCAUGGAAGUCCUGAGCAGAAUGGGAGUUUUUCAGCACCUAUUGGUAUGUUGCUUAUGGGAAUGUAUGUCUAGUGUUUGGCUGAUAAUGUUUUAUAUUUAAAAUGUUUCCACCCCAUUUAAUUAGUUGUCUGCAAUUCAAAGGUGCUUGCUGAAUUAGGUGAUCCAAGGCUCCAGACAGAACCUUUUUCCUGUAUGGUUUGCUAGUGAUAAAUAUUCCUCUAUUUAAAGCAUUAGAAUAAUUUUCAUACUUUGUGGUAGCAAUACAGUACAGUAAAUAUUUUUGCUUUGAUUAUUAAUAAACACAAAUUAACAAAUAAAACUCUUAACGAAGAGAGCAGGAUCAUAGAACAAAAGUGGUUUGAAGAAUUAAGGAAACAGGAGUGAUUAUACCCUAGUAUGAUAGAUCCAGUGUGUUGUAACUAAAAUGGCUGCUGUUAUAUAACAGCAGCCAUCUUGAUUGUUAAAUACUUCAUAUUGCAUACAGUUGAAUGCCUCCAGCUCCAUAGUGGCUCAAAAUACUAAUUUGACCGUUCUGUGAUGUGAGUGGAGCAUUAGCUUCUAGAAUUCAAGCAUUUUUGUUUGAAAGGAGGUUCUAUGGCUGUCAAAUGAAAGAUCUGAACCAUGCCACUUAAAGUCUUUGAGGCAUAAGGUUUUUAAUAAUGCUUCCGAGUUGACUUGGAAGAAACAUUAUGCAGUUAUGACAUUGUCAUAGUUCACAAUAGCAGAAGUUUUAAAUCAAAACUUCUAUCUAUCCCUCCUUCUCCUAAACAAAGGAACGGGAACUGGGCAACCGAAAGCAGAAGGCACAAGUUUGAAAAAUACCGAAAAGCAAAAAUCUAGCAAGAAGACAGAUGAGAUGACAGUCUUUAUGGAUGACUUGACUUUGAGUUCACCAAAAGAAAGGUCUCGUUCAAGGUCAAGGAGCAGCUGUAGCAGAAGAUCAUCUUCAAGAUCAUCUAGUAGGUCAUCUUACUCCACAAGAUCAAGUUCAAGCACUUCCUCUUCCUCCAGAAGCUGGAGUAGGUCAAGAAGCAGAUCAAGAUUACGUGCUAAAAGGAAUUGUUCUUGGAGGUGCAGAAGGUAUUCAAGAUCUUAUUCCAGAAGCCGGUCAAGAUCACGUAGCUACAAAUACCGAGAAAGAUACCAUCCUAGAUACCAUAGGCGAUACCGUCGCUCUCCUCCAAGAUACAGAUCACGUAGUAGGUCUCCUGGAAGACCGUGCUAUAGAAGAUCUUACUCUAGAAGCAGGUCAAGAAGCCGAAGAUACUAUGGAUUUGGAAGAACCAUAUAUCCUGAGGCUUAUAGAAGCUGGAGAAGCCGUUCUCGAUCAAGAUCUCGCAGUAGAACCCCUCUUCGCUUGACUGAAAAAGGUAUUGGCAGAUCAUCAAUAUAUAUUGGUGGAGAUAGGAUAUUUUCAAACUUUGCUAUAGAAAAAAUAUAUCCCAUCUUAGUUUAAAAAGUCCUGUCUAGAGACUAUUGCUGUACUUUCAUUAACUGAUAGAAGUAGAGAGUUCUUCUCCAAGAAUAGCUGUACAUUGAAGUUACUGUGGUUUGGUUUGGUUUGGUUUGGUUCAGUUCAGUUCCUGUGCUCAAAUCUUUAGUUGGCUGUAGAAUCACUUGAUGUGUUUGGGAAGUCAUUGUCUCAAUUCUUUAGUGUACUGUCUUUGAAAAUCACCUCUACCCCCCAAGUAUAAAUUUAGCUUUUCUGCUCAGUCAUCACUAACUUCCCUUUAUCUUGCACUGUGGAACUUGUCUGAAUUUCUUUUUUGGUGCUUUCAGUUAGUUUUCUAUUGCAUUUUAAACCCAUGUCACCUAGAGGGCUGAGUACCUGCUGCUGUUUAUUUGUUUUAGAAAAAAGAGAGCUACUGGAAAUCGCAAAGGCCAAUGCAGCAAAAACUUUGGGGACAGACAAUGUGGUCCUGCCAGCCAGCUUGAAAAUUGGUACAAUAUCAAAAGAAAGUGAAAGCAGAAAGCCAAAUGAGGAAAGUGUAAAGACUAUGGUAAGUGAAAUGGUUAUUCAGAUGCUAAAACUAAAUGCUUUGAAAAACAUAAAAAAAAUAGAGCUAGCCUUGUUUCAUCAAUUGAAAAUAAAUAUUUGAAAAUAUUUUCAGAAUGUAGUUAAUAUUUUUCAAGUUUGGAAACCAAAUGGCAGAUGUCAAAUCUUAGCCUGUUGAGGUAAAGUUACCAAGUAAUCCUAAACACCUGAGUUCUUUGAAAAUGUUCUGAGAUUUCCUAAUGAUUAAAUAAUAAAAUAAAUUACGUAUUUUACUAGCUCUUCAAUUUACUAGUUGGGGUCCUUUUUCAUACGUUUUGCUGACCCAGAUAAGGCUAAUUUAUAUGGAUGUUAAAUUUCAAAUGGUGUUCUAAUACCUGUCACAUUGUGAUGCAACGAAAAGUUCCCAGAAAUUCUUUAUCUGGACACACAGCGCAUUUUACAUGCUUUAUUUCUGUCUUAUAGAAAUCAUGAAUAUGGUCUCCAGCACUGAUGAAGAAAAUCUGGUGGUAACUAAGUGAUUGUGGGCUGUAGCCAAGCUAACUUAGGGGAGGGAAAUAAAAACCAAGUUAGCAAAAGCUGCAUUAUAUAACACAUUUUCCAGAAGAUUAGAAAGCUUUUACACAAAUGAAAUCCUAUGGUACUCACUGUGAAAUAUCAGGGGCUUGUUCCAUUUCUAAGUUAAGCAGGAAUUUAGACAACUAUAAAAUGGUAUUGGUAGCUCUCCCAGAUGUGAAGGGGAAAAUCAGAAGAAUCGGACUUCACUGCAAACAAGAUCUUCUAAUCUUUAUGAAGCUGAUAUGUAGGAGUUAAUGAUGUAACAAUUAUUUUGAUUAAAAAUAUUACACUUCAUCAAUUCAUCUUCCAAAAUAUCUAGUGAACACAGCAUUAAGGAAUGAAUGAGGUUAUACACAAUAUUUUCUGAAAACAGCAAAGAUGAACUCCCCUCUUUAGUAGGCAUUCAUGCCUCACAAUGAAGGAAAGAGCAGGGAAUAGCCUGUUAGUUCCACACUUUUUGUUGCACUCUCUGUUGUUUCAUCAAGUAGUGCGAAGGGAACUUGUAGUGGUGAGCCUUCUCUUCAUGUGUUGGCUCCCCACACGUCCUGGAAAAUUGUAAUGGGGAGGGGGGCGCCUAGAUACGAGUCAACCAAAGGCGCAUACUUUGAGUCUGAUCCUAACCAUGUUUAUUUUAAAGCCUGAUAGCUUUAAUGUAGGUUAUUUUCAGACAUGCAAGUUUAGGAUUACAGCUGUAGUGUGUUAGAACAGAUUUCGUUCUUUACUAUGAGCUAUGUGAUUAGGUUUAAAAUAGACCUUCCCUUUGAACAACCCAGAAAAAAAUAACAGAAAAUGCCAAAAAAGGGAUCUGAGACUAGUAUUACAGUGCAGGACAGUGCCUUUCUUGUACCUCUGAGAUCAAUAAAUUGAAUGUAUAUAUAUAUAUACAGAGAGAGAGAGAGAAAGAGAGUAGUUUAUAGUUCUAUUCAGAAGCAAGUACACCGAGUUCAGUGGCACUUCCUUCAAAAUAAAAACAUGCUUCCAACCUUUCAUGUGAAAACUUAAAUAUAAAAAAAUAAGACAGAAUUGGUAUAGGGGUCUGGAAAAACAAAUCCUACAUCUACUAAUAUGGUGCUCAUUGCGAUAAUGGAUUUUUGUGGAGAUUUGAUUUCUCAUAUAUGAUCUAUUUUUAGAUAUUUUAAUAUGGAUUGUGUAAAACAUCACAAACCUUAAGAGUAGGGAUAGAGAAACUGUGACCCUCCAGAUACUGUUUAAUUCCCAAUUCUGUCUCAGCCAGUGAACAGGGAUUAUGCGGGUUAUAAUUUCACAUCUGGAGGGCCACUGGUUCCCUAUCCCAGUUACAGAUAAAUCAGCUUUAAAUCUGCUUAGAACAGGCAUAGGCAAACUCAGACCCUCCAAUUGUUUGGGACUACAAUUCCCAUCAUCCCCAACCACUGGUCCUGUUAGCUAGGGGUGAUGGGAAUUGUAGUUCCAAACAUCUGGAGGGCUGGAUUUAGCCUAUGCCUGGCUUAGAAGCAUAGGACAGGUAGCAAUGUGGAGAGUGCUCUAAUAGGAAUUGAACUUUUUAGUCCUUACCUAUGAGCGUUAAAGAUUCAAGUAUGGAAGUUUGCACAGGAAUUUAUCUUUAAGCAGCUCUGUAUGUCUUCAUACGUUGUUCUAAUUGGAUUAUAUCUUACAAUUUAUGUUAAUUUUAUUUUUCAGAAUGCAUUGUGGCAGGGUCACUGGCCCUAAAACCAGCAACUGUUCCUUUUAAAGAAGCCACACUGUCCUCGGGAAAAGACAAGAAAAAAGAGACCCCAUCUGGUCAAUGGAUUCCUGUUGGGAAUGAGGAAAAUGUUAUGUUCCAUAACAUUUCACCUAAAAGUACAUCCUCUAGAGCAUGCCAGUACCCAUGAUCUCUUUGAGCUGUUGAGGCAUUAUGGGGUUUGAAAUCCUCUCAAAAUUCAGGGUUUAAAUACAGAAUGCUUAAAACUGUAUUAAUUUGAGAUUUGGUUUAUUUUCCAGAUAUACUAUGGGAGUUAUAUAGAGGUCCAGAAAUUACAGGUUGGAAUCUUUACAUUUCUGUAAAUAACUUUUCAUGUGGCUGUAAUAGACUAAAUUACAGGUGGGUAACUUUUCUCCUUGUGAGUCAUGUAGCAACUUCUAGUGUUUUAUGUGAGUGUAGCUUAAUUACUGUACUACAUAUAAAAUUAUUUUUUCUACACUUUUAAUACUUUUCAAGUCAACACUUUAAAAAGUGUGAAUUAUGGCUCCUGGUGGUAAUUCAGUUGGCUUGUGUAGCUUCCCACAUUCCUGUUUAACCUGAACACCACCAUAUUUUGCAAGUGGCAGAAGGAUAAGCAAAUAAAAUUCUACUUGUGCUCUUGAAGUGGCAAAACUUUGAAUUUUCAGUUGCACAAGGUUAAAAUAUUUUUUGUCUGCUGUCUUGUUAUGGAACCAGCAUAAUUGCUCUCAUGUUGCACUUUUAGUUAGAAGUAAAACAUUUGCAAUGUCAGCUAUGACCUUCUGAGCUUGUGCAUGUUCUAAGUACAACUGCUAAGAGCCUAGUGCUAGAUAUAUAAAUUCUGGGUUUUUUGUAGUUUGCCCCAAAGGCUUAUAAUGUUGUAAUGCAAACUGAAGGUAGAAUUUAAGUAGACUGCCUUUCAAGCAGAAGGGUUUGGUUGGGGCAAAGUUUAUGUCAGAUGAAAGUAGGUAUUAGGUAAUCCCUAUAUUGUAUGGAUGUGUUGCUAUUGCUAAAUGUGAUUAGUUCGUAUGACAUUUAAGGAGAAAGCUAGAUUUUGUGACUUGACUUAAAAGCUAGAGAUAAGAUCACUUGCACAAGCAGCACCUUUCUUUUAAUAUGCAUAAAACUGGACUACGUGUAUAAAAUAAAAACUUUUAAAUAAACCUAUCCUGAAUAUUGUGUGACAUUUCUGAG